AUGGGUUUUGGUAUUAGAUGGAGGACGUGGGUGAAGGAAUGUGUGACUACAGCGUCUAUGUCAGUGUUGAUUAAUGGGUCACCAUCCAAGCCGUUCAAGAUGGAGAGAGGUCUGAGACAAGGAGAUUCUCUUUCUCCUUUUCUGUUCGUUCUUGUCGCUGACGUCUUGCACAGGAUGGUGGAUGAGGCAGUCAGGAAUGGGUGCAUUUCUCCAUUGUUGUUGGGGAGUGACAACAUAGAGUUGUCGCAUCUCCAAUUUACAGAUGACACCAUAUUAUUUUGCCCACAGGAAACGGAGACACUAGUGAACUAUAAAAGACUUCUGCGUUGUUUCGAGCUGAUGUCUGGCCUGAGCAUUAACUUUGAUAAGUCAAGCUUGAUUUCGGUUAACUGUGAGAAGGAAUGGAUGACAAAUAUGUGUGGUUUGUUGGGAUGUGCUGAAGCUACUUUACCUAUCAGAUACUUGGGAAUUCCUCUAGGUGCAAAUCCUCGGUUGGUGAAAACCUGGAAACCAAUCAUUGACAAGGUGGAAGAUAAGCUGAGCCUAAGGAAAGCGAAGUCUCUCAAUAAAGCUGGUAAGCUGGUUCUCAUAAAAUCUGUUCUUAAUAGCAUGUCAGUAUACUACUUAAGCUUGUAUAAAAUGCCAAAGGUGGUUGCAGAAAGGAUUAUAGGAUUACAAAGAAGGUUUUUAUGGAGUAAAGAAGAUGGGAAUAAUGGUAUACCUCUUGUGAAAUAG
Molecule: messenger RNA, 735 nt
Organism: Arachis ipaensis
Lineage: Eukaryota; Viridiplantae; Streptophyta; Magnoliopsida; Fabales; Fabaceae
Source: RefSeq, a predicted model, not a curated record